Penaeus chinensis is the source of this 1464-nucleotide messenger RNA. RefSeq lists its product as uncharacterized. The record is from RefSeq and is a predicted model, not a curated record. NCBI's taxonomy places the organism in Eukaryota, Metazoa, Arthropoda, Malacostraca, Decapoda, Penaeidae. The transcript has 4 exons. The coding region runs from base 1 to 1464 and encodes 487 amino acids.
AUGAUAGAACAAAAUUGGAAAAGCUGCCUGAAAGAUGCAAGAACUCUACCAGGAGCAGACUGCAACAGUGACCACCAACUCCUGUUAGCUAGGAUCCAGAUGAGACUAAAACAGAUAGCCCAACCACCAACAACACUACGCCUAGAUUCCUCAACUCUAGAUGAAAAGUACAAGGUUGACAUUAAUAACAGGUUUCAGGCCUUUUUUGAAUGUGACACAGAAGAAAUUCCCCCUGACGAUUUAUGGAAGUUAGGGAAGGAAUUUCUAGUACAAGUUGCAAAGAACACCAUUCAAAAAUGCAAAAAGAUAAAGAACAACUGGAUCUCAGAAGAGACAAGAACAGAAAUUGAGAAACGAAGAUGUCUGAAAGGAACAACUGAUGAAGAUCUGUACCGAAGCAUUAAAGAUCUAACCAAGAAAUUCAAGCCAACCAUUGACACAAUAAAAGAUAAGAACGGGAAUGCAUUGUGCAACGGAGAAGAUGUCAAAAAAAGAUGGAAGACAUACUGUGAAUAUCUCUAUAAAGUCAAUGACAAUUUAUUGCGCAACAACAUUGUGUUGGACCAAAGUGGAGAGGAACCGCCGCCUCUAGAUGUUUUGGAAUGCAGCACCAACAGAACCAUAUCAUUAAUCAGCCACUGUAGUAAGAUCCUUUUGAAAGUUAUUUCAGGUCGUCUGAAAGUCAAGCUAGAUGAAGAAAUUGCAGAUGAACAGUGCGGAUUUCGAGCAAACAAAGGCACAAGAGAUCAAAUCCUUAACUUGAAGCAAAUAAUGGAAAAACACAGAGAACGGUGUCACAACCUGUACAUGUGUUUCAUAGACUACAGGAAGGCAUUUGAUACGGUCGAUCAUGAAACACUGUGGAGAGCGCUGCUUGAGAUGGGCUUUCCAACAUACAUCAUCCAUCUCAACAAAGGUCAUUAUGACAACCAGAAAGCAGUUGUAAGAACCAUUUAUGGUUUAACAGAUUCCUUCAACAUUGGCCAAGGUUAUAUACUAUCACCGCAUCUUUUUAAUGUUUAUUCCGAGAAAAUAAUGCGAGAUGCUCUAGAAGGAUUUGAAGGAACCAUAAAAGUGGGAGGAAGAAACGUGACAAACCUUCGAUAUGCUGACGAUAUCGUCCUUAUUGCUGGAUCAAUGCUAGAACUAGAAGAUCUCAUCACAAGAGUCAAACUAGCAAGUGAACAGGCUGGACUGAUGCUCAACACACAAAAGACGAAAGUUAUGAAAACAGCUGGUGAUCCAGAAAACAUCGAAAUGAGGACCUUACUAAGUAAAGGCACGGGAUAUGAUAUCCUGUCUGGUAUGGUGAACGGUAAAAUAAAUAAAGGAAGGCCACGAAGGAAGCUUGAGAAUGACAUCCAAAAGGUUGUGGGAAUGUCCAUUGCUGAGUUACUGCGACGUGCACAGGACAGAGACUCUUGGCGGACGACCUUCUCGUGUGCCACGCCGGGUCAGACCUGA